Peronospora matthiolae is the source of this 987-nucleotide messenger RNA. NCBI's taxonomy places the organism in Eukaryota, Oomycota, Peronosporomycetes, Peronosporales, Peronosporaceae. The record is from the annotation of a GenBank genome assembly.
AUGUUGAACCUGUACCCACCAGCGACUCACAGCGCCUGGAAUGGCCAGCCGCCCUCGUAUCCGCCCGGCACGGACUCGAUCGUGAACGAGAUCUUUGAAGCCACCAAGGGCACCGGCACCCGCGAGAAGGAGCUCACCAAGGCGCUAGGCGGCAAGACAAGCACGCAGCGCAGUUUCAUUGCCAAGCGCUACAAAGAGCUGCACAACCAGAGCUUGCGUGACCUCGUGGACUCCGAGACGUCAGGCCACUACGGCUUCCUGCUCAAGCUGCUGGCGUCGCCGCUCCCUGACGCUGAAGCCGAUAUCUUGCGCACCGCGACCAAGGGCUUGGGCACGAAAGAGGAGCUCAUUUACCCCGUGGUCGUUGGCCGCACCAACACGGAGAUCAACAUCCUCAAGAAAGCCUACUACGAGACCUACGGUGAAGACCUCGGCUCGGUGCUGGACAGCGACCUCCGUGGGGACUUCCAGAAAGUGAUUCUGGCGUCGAUCCAAGCUGCUCUCGUGCCGUUCGAUGCCAGUAUUCACAAUGCGUCCAAAGUGGACGCUGACGUGGAGAAACUGUACCAAACGGGUCGUGGCAAAAUGGGCACAGACGAAGAGGGAUUCGUGAGCGUGCUCGUGGCUUCUCCGCCCGAGCACCUGCGCGCGGUGGCUGCUGCUUAUGAAAAGAAGCACGAGGAGCCGCUGGCGAAGGCUGCAGCGCACGAGUUCCGUGGAGACGCUGAGAAGGCCGUGCUGUUCCUCAUCCGCAUGAUCACUGAGCCACUGGAUUUGCUGGCUGAUCUCUUCGAGGACGCUAUGAAGUGCUUCGGCACGGACGAAAACGCUUUGAGCUGUGCGGUCGUCCGUUACCACAUCGUGCUGCGCGACAUCAAGCCCGUGUACAAGAAGAAAUACGGCAAGGAACUGCGUGAGCGCAUUGCCGAAGAAGUGAGCGGCGACUUCGGCGAGCUCUUGCUGUCCGUGUUCGAUGCCCGCGACUAA